UUGUAGUACCCACUUUCAUAAAUACAAAAUGUUUGCCCAAACCGAUUCAUUGUUUUUAUUCAUGCCGUGGAGGCGUGGAGGGUACCGCAUCGCAACUCAGUAGGAAAUUUAGGGUCCAAAGUUCCAACAGCACUCCUGUUAUUAAUUUAAUAAUUAACUGUUGUAAUGUGAUUUCCUUGAGAAAACGAGUAUAUUCGCGAGUGUUUUUAGUCCCAGCAGUGCUUUUGUUUUAUAUAUUUUUUGUUUUAAAACUGAAGAAAGAUGGCCAGUACGAGUAAAAAUAUUAACGAGAACAUUUUGAUCUACUCUAGGAAUCAGGAUGUCAAAGUGCAAAUUGUGCCUCCCCAGCAGAAAAAGUUGGCUCAUGUUCCCAAGAGGGAAAAGGUGGAUUUGUCAUUUUCUGAUUUGUCUUUCACAGUGAAGCAAGGAACACAGGAGAAAACAAUCUUAAAAAAUGUUAGUGGGAAGCUUAGAUCUGGAGAACUUACCGCUAUUAUGGGGCCCUCUGGAGCUGGAAAGUCUACUCUACUCAAUAUCUUGACCGGAUACAAGACCGAUGGCAUCAAAGGGACAAUUAUGAUGAACGACCAAGUUAGAGAUUUAAGCAAAUUUAGAAAGCUCUCAGCAUACAUUAUGCAAGAUAACCAGUUGCAUGCCAAUUUAACUGUAGACGAAGCUAUGAACGUAGCUACCAAGCUGAAAAUCGGUGACAAACCAAAGCAUGAAAAGGAAUCAAUUAUUUCUGAAAUCCUCGACACUUUGGGUUUACUGGACCACAGAAGAACUAUGACUAGUGGUCUUUCUGGUGGCCAGAAAAAAAGAUUGUCCAUUGCUUUGGAAUUGGUUAGCAAUCCUCCUAUAAUGUUUUUUGAUGAACCGACUAGUGGCUUGGACUCGUCUUCAUGUUUCCAAUGUAUACGGUUACUUAAAAAUUUGGCAAGUGAAGGCAGAACUAUAAUAUGCACGAUUCAUCAGCCUUCAGCGAGAUUGUUUGAAAUGUUCGACCAACUUUACACACUGUCUGAUGGCCAGUGCGUUUAUCAAGGUUCCACUAAUCGGCUUGUCGAAUUUCUUGCCCAGUUAGGUUUACAGUGCCCCUCUUACCAUAAUCCUGCAUCAUACAUUAUUGAGGUUGCUUGUGGCGAGUAUGGAGAUCAUACAAGAACCUUAGUAAAUGCUAUCAAGAACGGCAAAGAAGAUAUCAGAGAUGGAGAGCCGUUACCGAUUUUGGAAAUAGCCGAUGGAUUAAAUAAUGCUGGAAAGUUCUCUCACGAUGUUAAGAAUACAGUUGGUUCUUUUUCGAUAGGUUGGAAAGCAGUUCCUGAACCUGUAUAUCAAAGCACAACAACAAAUAAGCUCCCUGACAAUAUUGUCAAUGACAUUGCCAAAGGAGACAACGCAAAAGAUGACCUGGAAAAAGCAGCAAGCGUUGACUCAGCCUUACUAGGAGAAAAGGUCACCACGCCAAUGACAAGAUACGGAAAUAGCGAACUUCAACAAUUUUUUAUAAUUCUGAAUAGAGCUCUCUUAUUUAGUCGAAGAGAUUGGACCCUUAUGUAUUUACGUCUUUUUGCUCACAUCUUAGUAGGAUUCCUAAUCGGCGCCCUCUACUGGCAAAUUGGAAAUGAUGGUAACAAAGUUUUAUCGAACCUGGGCUUUUUGUUUUUCAAUAUGCUGUUUUUGAUGUACACAUCAAUGACAAUCACGAUCUUAUCAUUUCCAUUGGAAAUGCCGGUGCUAUUAAAGGAGCAUUUCAAUCGAUGGUACUCGCUUAGAUCCUACUAUUUGGCAAUAACGGUAUCUGAUAUGCCUUUUCAGACUGUGUUUUGUGUUGUAUAUGUAACAAUCGUUUACUUUAUGACUGCGCAGCCAUUAGAGUUCUUCAGAUUUGGAAUGUUUUUAAGCGCAUGUCUGUUAGUAUCGUUUGUGGCCCAAAGUGUAGGGUUAGUUGUCGGAGCUGCAAUGAAUGUUCAGAAUGGUGUCUUUCUUGCUCCAGUGAUGUCGGUACCGUUUCUGCUCUUCUCUGGCUUCUUUGUAUCAUUUGAUGCCAUACCGAUUUACCUGCGCUGGAUCACAUACCUUUCUUACAUAAGAUACGGUUUCGAGGGAACAGCUCUGGCUACCUAUGGCUUUAAUAGAGCGAAGCUGCAGUGUUUCAUUAGCUAUUGUCACUUUAAAUCACCAACUAUCACGUUAGAGGAGCUGGACAUGGUCAACUCUGAAUACUGGAUAGACGUAAUGGCGUUGGUUAUUAUUUUCUUUGUACUUAGGAUCGCCGCUUAUCUCUUUUUAAAAUGGAAGUUGAAAACAAACCGUUAAAAGUUACCAUUUGUCGAUUACCAAUUAUUUAAGAGUUUAUAUUUAACAUAAAUUACUCAAGUUACAUUAAGUUUGUAAGGUGAAUUGAAAUACGAAAAUAACGUAAAGCAUUUAGUGCAAAAUAUCACAAAAGGCUAAUUAAUUUGACAUUAUUUUUUAUACAAUGAUAUUAUAAAGUUGGAAUAAGGAAAUAUAUAUAAUAUACAUUUUGAUCUUUCUCUUUUGCAUGACAUUAGAAGUGAAAUAUGCCGUAUAAGUGUCUUGUAAUUAUAGUUUUUAUGUUCAAGAUUAUAUCUCAGUACAAUAAUAAAUCAGUAGGUUAACUCGACUCUCAAAAAUACACUUGACGUACUUUUUGCCUUUUGAUUGCAUCAUUAAUUUUAUUUUGUUAGAAUAAUACAUUCGGUUUGAAACGGUUACUAACGCAACUUAUUUUUUCCAAAUCUCAAAAUUGUUUUUUCAAUAAUUAUGAUCAUAUCCAUCAAUUAAAAAAUAAUACAAUUCCAUAACUUAAUAAAAUACUUCCCUUUGCCGCAACACUGACAGGAGUAACUGCAACUAAGGUUAACUAUUUUAGCCUGAAAUCUUUGGCUAAUCUUCGACACUGAUAUCUCCCAAGAUAACCUACUGGUUUAUUCUACUGCGGUAAUAUUUUAUUUCUUCAGUGUAAACUUCUAAGCAUGUUUGUUAUUGGUUUAAGCACAAGAUUCCGAGAUAGUAGUAGUGCAAAACGUGAUUUCAAACUUUAAAAUGGAUUUCUAUGCUAAUUCCUAAUAUAGUUAAAUACAUUAACCCUUUGAGGUCGGAAUGAAAUGAUAUAUCUCACUAAGGCACAACAUUUUAUUACAAAAUAUUGAUGUACAGGGUAUUUCAUAACAGAUUUAAGAUUUUAAAGGAAUAAAAUGAACAUUAUUGUAGAUCAAGUUUAAUAUACUUGCUAGAUAAGUUAAAGAUACGGAUUUAUUGUUUAAACAAAACAUCGUUUGAAUGCUGGCAUCUUUUGCGUAGCAGGAUGUUAGGAAAACUCACGGAAAGCAUUGGAAUACGUAUGUCACGUAUUCUAUACGGUAAGUCACGUAAAGCAUUGGAAUAGGGUCUUUCACUUGCUGGAUGUUGUCUGGUACCGGACGACAGUAGAUUCAGAGAUCCUCAUAGAAACAAAUCCAAGAGAGUCAGGUCUGGAGAUCGUAGAGGAAAUGGAAAAUUUUCAUUAACCCGUUUUUUCCCAAGUUUAAAUAAAUUAAAAUUACCUGUUAUACCCGAGUUUUGCAAAACUUUUGAAACUAAUAUUUAAAAAAAAAAAUGAAAUUAACUAAUUAUAUUUUUCUGUGAAAAUUUAUUUUUUUGUUUCUAAAUAUUUUUUUUUAUUUUUUAAAUUGAUGUUCCAUUUUUGGAACACUGGGAACACAUAAAACACACAUAAAACCAACUUUAAUUUUUAUGAACAAAAGUACAUUUUAAUUUAAAAAAUCAUAAAAUAAUUAUUAAGUGGACACAUGAUAGUCUUUAAAACAAGCCUCAUGUAAAUUGAGGUUACAUUUCUCACACAUCUUAGUCGAGUUUUUGUGACAUAAGGCGCACCUAUUCUGUUUUGUGGCUGGAAUAAUCCAAUGAUUCAAACCAUCGUACCUAAUUUGAUUAUGGUUCCGAGCCUCUAACGGCUUUGAUGUUUUAGGGCGUCCUCCAGUUGAAAUAGGCCUUCCAUAUUUUCUUAAAUAUACCCGCAUCACUUUUCUUCGAAACUUUAAAAAAUCCACUUUUUCGCCAUUUGGUUGAAGUCUGUAAUACUGCCAGGCGAAUGAGUCCAAGCAAAAUGCGAAAAGACUCCACCACCAUUUCUUGGAACGAACCCCAAUUCUAUAGUUGUGUAUAUUUUGAUCCAUUCGGUCCACUCCACCCAUAUAUUUAUUGUAUUGCCCGACUACAAAAGGCUGAGGAACCAGGCAUUUUUUUUCUCACUGGAAAUCCACCGACUAACUUGACCAACAGAAUUCACCGGAUCGCAACUACUUACAAUUAGAACAGGGCGGUUAUCAUUCCAUAAGGUAACUGUUAUUUGCGAAUUAGCGUCUGUAGAAUAAUCAAAGCUGCCUCUUGUACCCUUUUUUUCUUGCAUUUUAUUGCACAAAGGAUAAUUCUCUAAUCUAUUCCCGUUGAUUGUACCUGUAUAUCCUACUCCGAUCUUCUGGAGCGAAUUGACUAAUUGUAGGGAGGAAAAAUAUCUGUCGCCAUAAAUUUUAAAUAGGACAUUUUUUGGGAGAUUCUCCAAAAGGGUCAUCACUACAGAUCCUCCCAAUCCUAGGUCCAUGCAGCGCAUAUUUGCUUGAUAGGGAUUAAAUUGUAUUAGGUACCCAGAUUUUUCACACAAGGACCAUAUUUUAUAGCCGUACCUAAUAGGUUUACCUUUUAUGUACUACUUCGCUCCAUGCCUUCCGAAAUAUGGUACCAUACUUUCAUCAAUAGACAGUUUUUCGUUAAGCGGAGCAUAAGACAAAAAUCGGUCAUUCAACAUGUUGAAAAGUGGUUGCAACUUCGCAAAUUUAUUGUCUUGUUCUAAAUCAUUAUUAUCAGCACAAUGCGCAAAUUUUUUUAACAAUUCAAACCGAUUUCUUCGCAUUGCGUUUGCUACUAAUGGAUUGUAUGUAUCAGUAUACACCUCCCAAAUCAUUUUUGUUCUCCUGCAUCAGUACUAAAAUUAUGAUUGCCUUUUUGUCUGGCAUACAAAUUAAACAUUUCUACUAAAUAAUUACAUAUUUCCAUAUCAAAAAAUGAUUCAAAGCACGCAACAGCAUCUGGAAAUAUGGCGACGUUUGCGCCAGGCUCUUUCGGAGAAACAAAUUGUGGGAAGGAGUUAUUCAAUUCCACUUUUUUCCAGCUUCUUUCUAAAUUUGUUCUGUUUAUAUUAACUUGGGUUACCAAGCGAGCUAAAGGUAUAUUAUCGCUAUCGUCGCUUGUAUUACCAUCAGAUAAUUCAGGAGAGUUAUCGUUUACGAUAGAAUGGCCUGAGGUUCCUGGUUGCGAAUCGAUUGCGAAGAUUUCCUCAAUAUUUCUAUCCUGAUCAUUAUCUCCAAUAUAAACUACUCCAUCAAUGUUCUUUAUUUUAGCACAAUCUUCUGACUGCAUUUGACGACCACUAAGGUGAUUUACAUUAGCUGAAGGAACUUCAUCAUCAUCACAAUCCUCUUCAGAAUCCUUUCCAUCGUUUGGAGGUAUGAUAAAAACAUAUGCAGCCCAAUACUGCUCAUCUCCAACUAAAUCAGUUAGUUCUUGGGUCGUGUAAUACCUACAAUAAAAAAAAAUUAUGUCCCCGUUUGUUUCCAGUGUUCCAAUAUAGGAACAACCUAAAAUGAUCAAAUCAUUUAGUAACUUUCAAUAAUAUUCGUAUUGGGUUUUUAUCUUGAAUUACAUCACUUACAAUAAAUUCUUUGCAGUAGAACAAUUAAAUUAUCAAAACUAUAAAAAUUAUACUUACUUUUUAACGCCAUAUUGUGAACUUAAAAAAAAAUCAGUACACACUAAAUGCGGAAAUUUUGCAAAAACGCACAUCAAACCUUCUCUUAUGCAGAACGACACUAACACGACCGCGCGACGGAAAGAUAGUUAAGAGCACGCUUCUCAGAAAAGAGAGGGGAACAACGUGGUCGUUCCGAUUUUGGAACACCGGGACAAUAAUGACAUUUCCAAUAUCAGAACUCUGGGAAAAAACGGGUUAAUAGAAACAACCGUUCCAGGAAAAAGUUCAGUAACUGCGUUGAUCUAUAUUACUGCAGUAUAUGUCGUAGCACGAUCUUGCUGAUAUCAUGCAUUAUUGUCAUCAUAGCCAGGGAACUAUAGUAAGGAUUGGCGUAAAAAAAUAUGAAUCCUGGAGGUGUAACGGGUGUUGUUCAUAAUAACUAAGUACGGCCCGGACGCCACUUCAAAACCCGAAUUUGUUAGAAAUUUAAAAGAAUUUUUUACAAUUUUGGAUGUGUGGUUCGGUGUGGUUGUCAUGUUGAAAUGUCUAAAUUAGCGGUAAAUUAUCUUCAGCAUAAGGGUGCAUAUUAUUUCUUUAGAUGUUUAAAUAAUAUUGCCCAGUCAUGAUGCCUUCUACCUUCACUAAUGGGCCAACACCUUUGCCAGAAAAACAUCUUCAUACCAUGACAUUACCACUUCCAUGUCUUAUGGUGGGCUGCAGGGUUAUAGGAUAUCUUUGAUUUAUAUAUCUCCGAUCCGAUUAAAUUAAAUUUACUUUUAUCUGAUCAUAAGAUGUUUUUCAAUUCAUUAUAAUUCCAGCCUAAAAGUACUUUUGCGAAACUCAUACGCCCUUGUCUAUUUUUCAUUGAAAUAAAAGGUUUUUUCACCGGUCUUCUGGCUCUUAAGUUUUCAUCGCAUAAACAUCUUCGAAUAGAUCGAAGAAAGAAACUGAGAGAGAUCGGGUUGGAUAAGCUUUUUUUAUAUCUUCAGGAUAGGUAAAUGGAUUUUUUAUAGAACAUCUUCUAAUCAGCUUGUCAGUUCCAGAUGUAUUUUUUGUAUAUCUACCUGGCUUCCGAAUAAUAGAAGUAAGUGCCGCUAUUUAACAGAAUUUAAUUUGUUUACAAACAACACUUUUAUGUAGAUUUAGUUCUUUAGCAAUUGUCACUUGUUUAAGUCCGGCGUUGUGCUUCCCAAUAAGUAUAAGUUGUUUUAUUUGAACUGAUAAAUUUACACCUCGAGGCAUUUUGGUAAACAAUUGAGCUUCUCAAAAAUUAAGAACGAACUGAUUUGAAGAAAAACUAUACAGAACCCCUAACCACACUAUCCGAUGGGGUACGGAUGUAAAAGAUUGAAAUAGAACCCCUCGCUCAGUAUAUAUACAGGAUGUCAUCGAAAUGGUUUAAAAAAAUUGGGGAGGUGAUAGUACUUCUAAAAAUAGUAAAAAAAGUUCCUAUCAGUAUAGGGCGGAAAUUGCAUAUUAAGGGAGUUAGGGGCUCUAAAAAAAAAUUAAAAAACCUUUUUUUUUUAAUUAAAAAGGGGGCUUACAAACGAGAUGAUAAGAUUUAAAAAAAAAAUCCUCUUAAAUUUUAACCCUAAGUCAAAUGGUGAGAAAUUACUGAAAAAUUAUUUGGAAAAUCGGAAAGAGUAUUUUUUGCAAGGGUAGGAGGUUGUUUCGUGAAUAACUUUUUUGAGAUAAUUUUUUUUGCAACGUAGGUUCAUUUUUUGAGAAGUACAUACUUUUUCCUACAAAAAAGGUACUCUUGUUGCAUAUUGCCCAGAGCGAUGGUUUUCAAGAAAGUUGAACGCAAAUUGUUUGCGCUGAUGGGUUGCUAAUAACUGGUUAAUCAACAUAAACUUAUGAAAGUUAUGGCAUUUCAAAAGUAAUCAAGUGCUUAUUAAAUAAUUAAAUUGAAAAAUUAAAACUUGAUUUUUAAAAUAUCCUUAAAAAUAUCCUUAUAUAAUUACCAAAAUUCCCUAAUUUAUUAAUAGUAGAGGAAAGUCUCCUAAUAUAGGGUACUUUUUUUAAAAACACUGUUAUAAAAAAACGAGUUAAUUUUAAACACUACUUCCAUAUUUUACGAUUCAUUUUACACUGUUUAAAGAUUUGAUAAAAGGAAAGAUGUUAAAAAUUAAAUGCAGAAGAAAACAUGCAACAUUAAAAAAAGUUGCACCACCCCAUAUUAGGAGCCAUGGUAUCCUAAUAUGCAUAAUACACCAAGUUCGUAAUAUGGGGUACCCAAUUUAAUAUGUAGAAACUAAAAAUAACUAAAAUAUGUUUCUUUGUUUUUGUAUAAAAGUAUUAUUUCUUAAAAAAAAACUAAAAAAAUAAUACGUAUUAUUUAUUAAAGUAAAUACCUAAAAGUUACAUGCAACCAAAAAGACAAAACAAAUCUAUUUUGUAACGCAAAAGUCACAAAUAUAGUGGCUUCUUUCACAACCAGCACACUCAACGUGAGCCCACUUGAAGCAGCCUUGACACUUCCUCACCUCUGACAUCUUCAGAAAAUGGACUUUCGCAAAACAUACAAAUAGCAUCUUGCUCAAAGUUUUGUACUGUUCAAAGUUUUCUAUUUUCUUCCUGAACUGUUUCUGCUUCUACUAGUUCUUCACCAGACAUAUCUUGCACUUCUGCCACAAAGUCAUGUUCUUUAAAUAUGUUUCUGUCAGGAGGGAACAUUCUAGUUUUUCUUAAGCCGUUGAUGGCCGUGUCCAUGGUGGCCGCUUUUAUGUAGGCUUUCCCAAAAAGUUCUCCUAUCUGAUAGCCUGUUACUACACGUCCGGGAUUUAACCUUAGCCAGUUUGUAAUUUCCUGUGUGUAGUACGUUUUAAAUGGAGACAUAAAAGCAACGUCCAAUAGUUACUUCCGAUGAGUUGAAUAUGGCAUAUUAUGUGAACAUAAUUUUCUCGCGCCACAGUUAUGACCUUCAAAUUUUUUGUAUGGGAAUAAUGGCCGUCAAGUAUUAAAACCACUGGAUCAUCAGAGCUAGGCUUUGUCAGAUUAAUAAAAUGGCGAAGCCAUUCCACAAAUAUUUCUUGUUGGAUCCAGCCAGAUAUAUGGCACGCAUAUUUUGAUCAUGUAGGAGUGCCAUUCAUAAGCUCCAUUUUCAUGUUUUUUCGUGGGAAAAUUAUAAAGGGCGGUAUGUAUACUCCUGUUGCACUAAAACACAUAACUGUGGUUAACAAAGACCCACGUUCAGCGGAGGUAAUAGCACCGAUUUGUUUUUUUUUCCUUUUUUUCCCACGACUUUAACGUGCUUGUGUUGCACUAUGGUGAGGCCAGUUUCAUCGCAGUUAUCGCUACGCAAAAUGGAUUUUUUAUAUUAUUAGCUUUGCAUAAGCUGUAUGCCAAUCUGCACUCAUCUUUUUGUGUAAUACCAAAAAAAUUUCUUUCCAUUUCUAAGCAGUGCUUUGCGAGCAGCGAUUCCAUUUCUUGUAAAAAGACAAUUUUGCGUCCCAGAGAAGAAUUCACAAUAUCUUCAGGAUUGCCUUCCAUUUUUACGUACCUUUCCAAGGUUGUUUGGGGCACAUCGUGGGUUCUCGCACUCUUUUUGUAACCCAUCUGACCUGGUCUGACAGCUAAAAUUGCUGAAAUCAUCUGCUGCUUGUCCCAAACUUUCCUUUUUUUAGGCAUCCAAAAUAAAAUAUUUGGUAUUAAUCAAAAAGUAAAUAAUUAUCUCCUAAUAUGGGGUACCCCAUAUUAGGAGCAAAUUAGAUUUUCGGAAGGGGCGACUUUUUGCAAAAAUUAAGAUGUUUUUUUAAAAAUCAUAUUCAUUUUCAUAACCCACGCAAAAUGUAAUAAACAAUAGUAUUAUUAAAAGUUUUAAAACUUGCCUUUAAGUCGCUUAAAAUAUCCAAAUCUACAACCGGCAAAAAAACUUUAUUUUUCAAACAAACUUAUUUUAACCUUAAACGUCAAAACAAACUACGUCUUUGCUUCAAGAAGGGAAUAAGCGCUUCUGGCGCAUCUUCGUGGUUGGUGCGUAAUGCAGAUAAUAGAUGUCGCAACUAGAUCUAGCUCAAAAUUGAACUACCCCAUAUUAGGGACCAUCCCCAUAUUAGGCGACUUUCCUCUAAAUGUUCAAAGUGACCACCGUUCAUUUCAAUGCAAAUAUCUGUUUUUUUUUCUCCACGAUCUGCGUAUCCUGUGGAAUAUCCCUGGUGUUGUACGAACGUUAACUGAAAAUGAAAUUGGGCAUUGACUUUCCACAACAGCAUGACGGGUUUUAAUCGGACCAGUAAAGUGUAUUAUGAUAAUUAAAUAUUCAAUUUUUUGUAAACCCAUCUUUAUCCAUGCAUAAAACAUUUGGCGAAAAGGGGUUCUUGUAUCAGUUUUCUUAAUAACCAAUGACAGAAGAUGACUCGAGCGGGAUUGUCUUCCGGAGCAAGAGCUUUGACUAUUUGGAUGUUAUAUGAUACAGGAGUUGAGUACAAAGAGUCAUCCACACAGAAUGGAAACUUGGUUUCUGGGUUCAAAUGGACCUGUGCCCUGGUAUUUGGAUAUUUUUGGACAUACGGGAGUUUAACGAAAAGACCGUUUCCAUUGCAUUUUGCAGCUUAUAUGCAAAAUAAAUAAAGUGAUCAGACCGCAUACCUUCAAUGAGUCAAAUAAGUAUGCAUUUAAUAAGAAAUUUUGGUAUGGAAAAAGUAUGCAGUUCUGAAAAAAUGAACCUACGUUGCAAAAAAAAUAACCUUAAAAAAGUUAUUCACGAAGCAACCCCCUACAAGUCUUCAGUCUUGCAAAAACUGACCUUGCCGAUUAAAAUUCAAAUUCAUCCUUUCAGUGUCUCAAAUUCCCUUAAUAUGCAUUUUCCGCCCUAUACUUAUAGGAACUUUUUUUCACUAUUUAUAGGAGUACUAUCACCCUCCGAUUUUUCUACAUUAUUUCAAUGACACCCUGUAUACUAUAAAUGAAGACACAGAAAGUGGUUUGAAUAGAGAAUUAGUUAUAGUAGCUUAGACGAUAACGAUCACCUGAGGGAACUCAGGAGACACGAAAGAAAAAGAAGAACUGUUUACUAAGGCUGCCGACGCGACGGUACAUCGUCUAAACGUUUGAUAAUGAAAUGUACACGAAAAUGCCGAUGCGACACGUUAAUAAGUUGUCACAAUCAAGAAAGUACGGCUAUAUUAGCAGUAUAAUUUGCAUACAGAAAGCUGCUUGCUAACAUAAACUUCCAUAGAGGUGCAUAUAUCUUUAUACCAUACUUUCUAGGUUUGUUCGGCAUGUAAACCAACCCGAAAGGCUCAUCUGCCAUCCCAGUAGCAUCUCGUCCUCAGUAGUAUAAUGAGACAUCGAGUUAUGUUUUGGUAGAUAAGCCGUAAGUAUUUUCCAAAAGUCUUGUAUUGCUGCUAAUUUAUCAUUUUUCUGUCGAGUAUUCGUUGUAUUCUUAUCGUCAAAUCUUAAAUUUCUUAACAAAAACCUAAACCUUUCUAUAUAUCUCCGUAGACAUUCCGUUGGUCCUGAAGAGAUCAGAUGCAUUUGAUUGCUACUUUUAUUUGCUGACGAUAUAUAUAUAAUAAUCCCAAAAAAUUCAAUUUCUUUAUUUAUUAGAUCUGUCUGACGAGCAGAUUUAUAUAUUUUUUACUCUAGAUAUAUUACAAUGAAUCGAGUACAAAAUAAAUCCCAAGUUUCAGUCCGAUUUGUUUUAGCACGCGCCUGUCCCUUGACACCGGGCAAUUGUCUUACCAAACUGGCUUUGUAGGAUUGACAUGUUUCUUCCACUGGUGAAUUUAUCUUUUCCAAUAAAACAUGGCUCUGUAUGAACUGGCCGAUCUUUAUUUACAUAUGAAGCAGAACCAUCUGUUUGUCACGUCAAAUUCUCGGAGUUAGUAUUAUAACCUUGAAUUUCCAAUUCGUCACUAGUAAGACUUUCGUUAUCAUCAUUUAAUUCUCAUCCCAAAAUCCUGGAAGCUUUCCUUGCUUGCUUUCGUAGUCUCGCUUGGCUGUAAGAGACUUUAAUGUUAAAUAGCAAUAUAAAGACUUAAUUAUCGUAAAUAAAUCAAACUUAAUAAACAUAAAUAACUUAAAAAAUAUAAUACAAGUUUACUAACCUCGGUCUCACGGCCAAUUUUUGCUAUCAGAGAAUAUAUAUUCACCCUACACUAGCCUGCACUGAUCACACACUAAGUAGGAGACGUUUAGACAGGAAGGUAUUGAGCCGAACAGGUCAAAGAUCGCGAUUGAUCAGAAGUUCCCGGCAUUUUAGAGGGUUAACCACAAUAUUUAAAUAUUUUUAUUAAAUCCGCAUAUUGGCGCUAUUUAUGUAAACCACCACCGUCCUCUUAGUUAUCGCGGGGGCGACGUCAGAAUAAUUUAAAAUCUUAAAUCCAAUAUGGGACACCCUGUAUUUCUCUGUUUUUUUUGCCGAAAAGGAUAAGCCAUGUAAAAGGAAAGCUGGAAUACACAUUUUAAUAUUAAAAAUUAGAACAACUUUAGUUUUACAUUAACUUCUUCCCGAAACAAUAAGCAAAUAUAAAUUAAACUUAGUGGUUACUAAAAGGAAUCAUUAAAAAGAGUAAGAUUUGAUAAAUAAAAAAUUAAGAUAUUUAUACACACGUUAGCCAGCCAUAAUGAAAUGUGAUGGUUUUGGUUUCUAACUAGAAGGCCUCGAAGGGUUAACAUGUUUUUUAACUUUUAUAUAAGUGAUUUACGUAUGGUUUUAAUUAUGAUUUUAAUUUUAUAUAUGGUGUUAUUUUUUUAAAUAGGUUAUGAGUUUCAAGCAAUCAAGCAUUUUUAGCUUAGUGUUUUUUUACUAUAUAUACAGUAGCGGACCAAAGUUUAGAAAUAUUGUGUAAUAUUUGAACUAAUUAAUUCAUUCUACUUUCUCUACUACCAGAUGGUCAAUAUUCAGAAUUAUAUAACAUACAAAAUACAGGAUAUUCCUAUUUUAAACGUUUUAAUUGCUAACUUUUUUUUAAUAUGAUCUCUUUGAUAAUCAAUUGCAUGUAAAUCCGGUGAUUGCGAUGGCCACUUAACCCAAAUAAGGCUGACAAAAAAAAUAAUUGAAAAGUUUAUUUUUACCACUAAAUAUUUAAUGCUAGUGUACCUAGAAGCCCUUAAAAAAAUAUUUGAAAAAAUUAGUAAGUGGUACAUUUAUGGUAAGUCACUGUCCUUUUAAAAGGACUUUAGCUUUAUUGCUAUACGAUUGAAAAAAAAAUUAUAAUCAAUAUCGUACCAAGAAAAUUUUUUUAUUGCCAUGUUUAGUGCUAAAUCAAAACAAAAACGAUAAUAUAAGUUAAUGCUGAGUGUGGUAAAGAUAAAAACAUUCUUUUGGAUGGAGCCCAAUUUUGCAUUUGCUACAUGUAAAAUUAACUUUUUUUGUGCAAUAUUUGCAUCUGAUUUGUGUUUCACUAUAUAAAAUAAGAUGGUCCAUGCGGUCAUAACGCAAUGAUUGAUGCAAAUAUUUACUUGUCUUUCCAGUUUGAUAAGCUGAUGGUUUCUUGUGUGUCUCCAAUAUGCUUUGGGCUAUUGCUCUUCUAAAUGCUAAUUGGUCCAUUUUAUCCCCACUAUUUCUGUUCAAUUGCCAAGAAUUCUGAACUACCAUGUCCAAGAAGUGACAAAAAAUUGGAAAAUACCACUUUUUGCCUCUUAUGGAUACUCGGUAAAGGCUGAUGUUUUGGUCCGCUCUAUCGACCCCGCCCAUAUUUUCAUUAUAUUUUUUUACAAUAUAAGGUUGAUCUACCAUUAUCCGUUUCUUUUCCUUUUGAGAAUAUCUUUUGACUUGUAAAAUUGGAUUCACAGUGGUACUGUUAGAUGCCAAAGUAACUAGGCUAUUGUCAUUCCAUCUGCACACAACUAUAUGGUUAUCAGGAUCAUACAUAUAUUCGUAAGAGCCUCUAUUUUUCGUCUUGUGGUCUUUUGAUGGUCCCAGCUUACUCUCAGGAAUACGGUUUUCUCUUAUCGUCCCAGUGCCAUAUAAUUGCCUUUAGCCAAAGGCAAUUAAGUUGAAUGGAGUUGUUGAGUUAAUGGAGAAGCGAAAGAGAUGUAAAAAAGUUGUCAAAGUAGAUAUGGAAUGCCAAGUUGGGAUAAAUCUUUUGAAGUUCAUCAGCAAACUGCAAUACGACGCUAGAUCCAAGACCUAAUAAUUUAUAUUUUUCUGGAAUCAUACACGAGGAUCCCUGGUAAGGGUCAAACCAUUCAAUAUAUCCAAGUCGGGUAGUAGCUGUCCAAAAUUUGUACCCCCAGCGUAUAGGUUUCCCUCUAAUAAAUUGCUUUGUUCCAUGUCGUCCGUAGUAUGGAACCAUCGAUUUAUCUAAGCUGUGGACUUCUGCAGUAGGCGCAAACUCCAUAAAUUUCUCAUUUAGGGUUUUUAUGAAGGGUCUAACUUUUGCAAACUUGUCAUUGGCAUUCAAAUCAUUGUUAUCGCAAAGGUGGAUAUUUUGCAUUACGUACCUAAAUCUAUCACGUGAUAUGGCAUUCCUCACAAGUUCAUUUUUUGUGUCACUUGAGUUUUCCCAAUACAUGUGCUUUCUAGGAAGUUCAGAAUAUCCGCUCAAAAUCAGCACGCCCAAAAAACACCAUAUUUCAGACUCCGAUAUAUCUGCCGGCCGAUUAUUUUGUGCGGCAUAUAUGUUUGAAAAUUGGCAUACUUUGGAUAUAAGAGAAUCGUCAAAAAACAAUUUUAAAAUCUCAAUAGGACUUUGAUGAUUUUCAACUUUAUGGGGCGCAUUCCAGGCAAAUGUUGAUUCUGGAAUAUCACGGUCAGCAAUCCAAUUAAAUUUUUGUAAUUUCUUUAGCGGCACAAAGUGAGAAAGUGGCAAAUUGUCUUCUUCAUCGAAAGAAUCUUCAUUUUCAUCUUCAUUUAGACUUUCAGCCGGUGGUGCUUCAUCAAAACUAAUCUCUGCAGAAACUCUGAGUUGGCUACCAGGAAGAUUAUCGAUGACUAUGUUGUCUUCGUCUCCGGAAUCCUCAUCAGUAACUUCGCCGUUAGCAUUUUCCGGUGGAAAGAUUGUUAUAGUAGCCCCCUGAGAUAGGAUAUCAUCCAUAUCUUCCAAUUCUGUUAUCAGCUCGUGCAAUUUUAAUGGUCGCCUAUCACUAAAAAGAUACAAAUAAAUAAAUUUGUAAAUAUAAACAAUAACAUAAAAAUUGGGCAUUACAUUAGGCUAAAGUCCUUUAAAAAGAACAACCCAAAAUUCAAAAUAUUUUUUUCCAAAAAUGAUAAUUUUUCACUUCGAAUUAAAAAAUCAUAACAAAAGAUUAUAAAUAUUAAGAUUUUAAAUACUAUAUUACACAAAAUUUAUUAACACUAGAUGUACUUACUUCCAAUUCGCCAUGUUUGCAUUUAAAAUUAUUUUAAACAACAAUAACAGCUAAACUAUGCUUGCAAAACAAAAAACAGACAGGUUACCUCAAAAUUCUGACACGCUUGUCCUUCUUAAUAACGACUUCAGUGCUGCCAUCUACAGAUGAGUUGUAAAAGCUAAGCUAAAUCGAUAAAUUACAGUUACCUUGAAAAUGACUUUUUAAAGGACAUUAGCUUUAUUUGGGUUAAGAAUAUUAAUAUUUCUUAUUACAAACAGUGUUUCAACAGUUCAGAAAAAUGCUUUCACCUCUGCCCUACAGAAAAAAAUCAUCUUGGGUAUAUUAUUAUAAUAAUUGUUCUAGCAAUUUGAAAAACUUUACCUUAACCUUAUUUUUUAAUUCACAAGCUGUAACAUUGACUUAAAUAUCAGGUCAAAUAAAGGCCUGUUUUCAAACUAUUGACGUUGCAAAAAAGAUAUAAGAGUCACGCAAAUUAUGUUAAUAUACGUUUACACGAAGACUAAACAGAAUUAACUUAAAGAAAUUUUUUUCAACCUUAUGUCUGCUACUGUAUACAUAAAUAAAAUAAAGAUUGAAUAUAAAUAUUUUUAUAAAUCAUUUCGUUAGUAGGAGGAUUAAGGAUAUUUAUAAUUAUUUCGAGCCUAGUUAAGUUUUAAUCGUUUAUUUAAGUAGGUAUAGUUUGUUUAGGGGCUGUGAAGUUAGUUACAAAAAUAUACUUGCCAUUAAAAAGA
Molecule: messenger RNA, 15765 nt
Organism: Anthonomus grandis grandis
Lineage: Eukaryota; Metazoa; Arthropoda; Insecta; Coleoptera; Curculionidae
Product: ATP-binding cassette sub-family G member 4
Exons: 10
Coding region: 262-2319 (685 amino acids)
Cellular component (GO): plasma membrane
Molecular function (GO): ATP binding; ATP hydrolysis activity; ABC-type transporter activity
Source: RefSeq, a predicted model, not a curated record